AUGCUGGGUGGCCAAACGCCAAUGGUCCGGACAUCUGUGUCAACAGUUACCACUAAACGGUACCAUGUCGCAAGAAAUCAAUCGCCUUCGCGUGAAGGCAGAGCAAAGCCAUGAACAAGAAAGGUCUAGCGCUCUUCUUGAGGGCCAGAGUCAGACCUCCUCAUCCUCCUCUUCCUCCAAAUCAAGGUCGAUACCCCGACUCCCCUCCAUCUCAAUCUCUUCCUCUUCCUAAUUCCAACAUGGAUCCAUCUCUCUCCAAUCAUCAUCGAGCAAACAACAUUUCACCGAGUUUGAUGUUGAAGGAUGUCAAGGAUUGGAUGCAUGCUUCCAUGUCUAUACCUGCUCAUAAAAUUGAACCUGUGGAUACAAACCUGGAGAACUUUUUGCAGGGUUACUUGGGUCUUGCUCAAGAAGAUCGAAGAGAAUUGAUUCUUGUGCUCGCAAAAGAUUAUGAUGUUAACAGGACACGAGUUCGUGAUCUGAUGCAGCAGUAUCUCAGCCUUGAGCCCCCUCAUGCAUUGAAUGAUGGGCAUUCUAGUGGCCCUGAAGAAGAAGGAAUUCUCUCUGCUUUCUAUAGAACUGAGAGGAAUCUGCGGGAUGCCAUCAAGCCUAUGUAUGCUCUUUUCUUUGAAAGGCUUAAUGCAUACCCAGGUGGAUUGAAGCUAUUGGUUGUUCUUCGUGCUGAUCUUCUUGCCAUUUUGGCGAAGGAAAAUAUACCAUCUUUGAGGGCAUUAGAUUCAUUUUUGAAGGAGAAACUCAUAACCUGGCUCAGUCCAGCAUCCUUGGGGCUUCACCACAUAACAUGGGAUGAUUCAGCAUCAUUAUUGGAGAAAAUUGUAGCAUAUGAGGCAGUUCAUCCAAUAAAAAAUCUACUAGAUUUAAAGAGAAGACUGGGUGUAGGCCGUCGUUGCUUUGGAUAUAUGCAUCCAGCAAUAUAUGGUGAACCACUCAUUUUUAUUGAAGUUGCACUUCUGAAGGAUGUGGCUGUCUCUAUUCAGGAUGUCUUAUGGGAUGAACCUCCUACCCCUGAAUGCGAAGCCUCAUGUGCGUUGUUCUAUUCCAUAACAUCAACUCAGCCAGGUUUAGCAGGAAUUAAUCUGGGCAAGUUUCUUAUUAAACGUGUAAUCGAGCUGAUAAGGAGAGAGAUGCCUCAUAUCACGACAUUUGCAACCCUCAGUCCAAUCCCAGGGUUUAUGCAAUGGCUUCUUUCCAAGCUGGCUUCUCAAUUUAAGAUUGGUAAGACAGAGACUGAGGAUGCAAGUACCUUGUCACAUAUGGGAUUUGGUUCAGUUUUUAGAGAGAACAUCCUUCUUCCUGAAGAAGAAAAGAUGAUAGUCGACUCCUCUGUGGGAUAUGCUGUUGGAAAUAGUGGUUUAGAAAUAAUGAAGAACUUACUAGCAUCAACGAACAAUGAAUGGAUAAAGUCUGAUUGCUUGUUGAAGGCCCUGAAGCCUCCUCUUUUGCGUUUAUGUGCCAGGUAUCUGCUGAAAGAGAGAAAACGAGGAAAAGCUCUUGAUCCUGUUGCCAAUUUCCACUUACAAAAUGGAGCAAUGAUUGAGAGGAUAAACUGGAUGGCAGAUCAAUCAGAAAAAGGGCUCCAACAAAGUGCUGGACUCAUGGUUAAUUAUGUAUACAGAUUGGAUCAUAUUGAGGAAUAUGCUGAGUUAUUUAUCAAUGAGGGCCGCAUCCAUGCUUCCCCUGCACUUCAACAAUAUGUGAAUAACAAACCAGGUCCGCAAGGUUGGAGUGAGGAAAUUGACCCUGAAAAUCAGCAUAAGACAUCCAAGUAUUAUCAUUGAUAAGAUGGUUUUGACACCACACUAACCCCUGAUGGUGGGGACAAGUAUUGGGGCUUAAGUCACGAACCUGAACAAUUUGCUUUGGAAUAAAAGACGGCUCAAUAGAGAAGAAGUGCUGUGGCAAUUCAUGUGAGACAUGAUGGGAACCCACCAAUUUUUUCAAGAGAGAUGUGAAAAACUAGAUGCAUCUUGGACCCCAAGGGUAGCUGCAGUUUGUGCACAAGUGGACUAAUUUUCUGGAGGAUUUUGAAAGGCCCAUAGUAUUUAUGAGCGAGUUUUGCUGACGAUUGAUGCUGAAUGGAGAAAAAUUGAGCCCCAUAUGAUUCAUCUAGUAAUUCUUGGAGGACAGGAAUAGGAUAUUUAUUUUGUAUUGUGGCCUUAUUAAGCUCCCUAUAGUCAACACAGAACCUGCAACUUUGAUUUUUCUUGCGAACCAAUAAUAAUGGACUAGCAAAGGGACUAUUGUUGGGUUGAACAAUCCCAAAAGCUAGCAUUUCAGCAACCAACUGCUCAAUUUCAUCUUUCUGGAUGUGACCAUACUGAUAUGGUCUACUAUUGAUGGUUUUGAUUCCUUCUUUAAGAAGAAUUGGUGGUAUGUAGGUCGCCUUGGUGGAAGGCCAAUGGAUUCUUCAAAUAUAGCUGCAAAUUCUUAGAGCAACUGAUGUAAAUCUGCAGAAAGAAUUGUCGAGGUGGCAAUAGUGCUGCCAACUUCACCCAAAAUCGAGGACCACAAGAGUGAUGUAAACUCGACAUCGUAUAGACGGUGCAAAGAAUGACAAGAAAUACUCGAAUUGGAAAGUGAGGGAUCCCUGAGAUUUGCACGUAAUCCCCAUUGUGAGUGAUUGCAAUUGUCAUUUUGGACCAAUUGACCUUGACAUCCCCCAAGGUUUGUAUGCGAUAAUAGAAAAAAGAA
Messenger RNA from Dioscorea cayenensis subsp. rotundata (Guinea yam), 2712 nucleotides. RefSeq names its product malonyl-CoA decarboxylase, mitochondrial. NCBI's taxonomy places the organism in Eukaryota, Viridiplantae, Streptophyta, Magnoliopsida, Dioscoreales, Dioscoreaceae. The transcript is spliced from 15 exons. Gene Ontology annotation, molecular function: malonyl-CoA decarboxylase activity. Bases 111 to 1799 code for a protein of 562 amino acids. The record is from RefSeq and is a predicted model, not a curated record. Gene Ontology annotation, cellular component: peroxisomal matrix; mitochondrial matrix. Gene Ontology annotation, biological process: positive regulation of fatty acid oxidation; malonyl-CoA catabolic process; acetyl-CoA biosynthetic process.